AUGAGGUGGAGACGAAAGGAACUGCAUCUGCUAAAACAAGAUAAGGAUAACCUGGGAACGCAAGUUUAUUAUAUCGAAAAUUUUUACGAGAUAAUUUGUGCUGCCCAUCAAGCGCAAUCGGCAUUGAUUGACAAAACUGAAAGGCAGGUUUGUGGAAUAGAUAAUCUUAGAUGCUUUAUCAGCAAGGAAGUAGAGCAAAUAUUUUCGACACUAUAUAUAGAUCAUGAUGGUGGGAUAAAUGACUUUGGGAUCGAAGAAUUUGAUAGUAGAAGGUGUUUCGUUGUAUAUAAACUUGGACAAAUAGAUGUGAGGUAUUAUAACGAUGAUUGGCAGCAGAAUGAAAGGGUGCCUAGCGAAAGCAAGAAAAUAG
This is a messenger RNA of Racocetra persica, 370 nucleotides long. The record is from the annotation of a GenBank genome assembly. Lineage: Eukaryota; Fungi; Glomeromycota; Glomeromycetes; Diversisporales; Gigasporaceae.